Messenger RNA from Oreochromis aureus, 5054 nucleotides. It is a transcript of the gene lix1l, whose product is annotated as limb and CNS expressed 1 like. The transcript has 6 exons. The coding region runs from base 549 to 1619 and encodes 356 amino acids. Gene Ontology annotation, biological process: autophagosome maturation. NCBI's taxonomy places the organism in Eukaryota, Metazoa, Chordata, Actinopteri, Cichliformes, Cichlidae. Gene Ontology annotation, cellular component: cytoplasm. The record is from RefSeq and is a predicted model, not a curated record.
UUUUACACAUGUAGCUGAAUGCAAAGAUAAUAUUAUAACAACUUAAGGUCAGUGUGUUAUUACUAUCCCGGGAAGUAAAGCUUCCUGCAUCCUUGGAUCCUCAGCUAAGAUGAGGAAAUACUCCACAAGAACAAGCAAACACAGGUGGGGGAAAAAAAAAAAGGAAAUUAGCCCAUUAAAAACACAGUCUGUGUAACAAUGAACAGGAGCAAUAAAAUAAAAAGAAUACCAGUUUACAAACACACGUUAGAAAACGUGUGCAGCCUAACUGUAAAUGCAUUUACAGUGUAGAAGUAACAGAAUACGAGGGGUCCUUGAAGGCAGCACUUGACUGACAGUCCCGCAGUCUAAUCCAGGGAGUGAGGACUCAGCAGCUCCGUUAUGUGUCGAAUCAACGUCGGCUCGGCGCUUACAGGCUGUGACUGAGAAAAACCCUGCCGUACUUCGCUCAUUCAGCUCUCAAAGCAUACUUUUUCAGCUCAAGCCGUCGGGCUCCUCGCUACAGAUUUGCUUCAGAGCCGGGACUCCGUAGACGUUACGUCGGGACAAUGGAAUCCAACGUUAUCCCGGACAGUGUCCGCCAUCAGCGGCUACAGCCGGGCAUCGGAUUCAGUUCGGGAGCGACCGGGACCCUCCGCUCCUCUCUCCGGCCCGGGGUUACGGUCCCCAUCGCGCCGUUGCUGUCCUCUCCGGCCUCUCUGGCGGCGUCCUCCGGGCCUCCUCCCCCGCCGCCUCCGCUGCAGCUCCACAGCCUGUACGGCGGAAUGGGAGCGGGGCUGGGGCCGGGGGCUAGCGGUCACUGUAACCCGGGGAACCCGGCCGUGCUGAAGGAGGCGGUGGAGGCUGUGGUUCGCAGCUUCGCCAAACACACGCAGGGUUACGGCAGAGUGAACGUGGUGGAGGCUUUGCAGGAAUUUUGGCAGAUGAAGCUGACCAGAGGAGCCGACCUGAGGAACGGAGCCCUCGUUGUUUAUGAAAUGGUCCCAUCCAACAGCCCUCCUUAUGUUUGCUAUGUUAGCCUUCCAGGCGGCAGCUGCUUUGGAAGUUUCCAGUUCUGUCCCACAAAGGCAGAGGCGAGACGCAGCGCCGCCAAAAUCGCCCUGAUGAACUCCGUUUUUAACGAACAUCCCUCGCGUCGGAUUACAGACGACUUCAUUGAGAAGAGCGUGAACGAGGCGUUGGCCUCCUUUAAUGGAAACAGAGAAGAGGCCGACAACCCCAACACAGGGAUCGGGGCGUUUCGCUUCAUGCUCGAGUCCAAUAAAGGAAAGUCCAUGCUGGAGUUUCAGGAGCUGAUGACUGUGUUCCAGCUGCUGCACUGGAACGGAAGCCUCAAAGCCAUGAGAGAACGACAAUGUUCCCGACAGGAGGUGCUGGCUCACUACUCCCAUCGGGCUCUGGAUGAUGACAUGCGCACUCAGAUGGCCGCCGACUGGGUGAACCGAGAACAGAGCGUAGCGGGCACCAUUGCGCAGGAGCUGGCCACGACAGAGCGGGAACUAGAGGACGCCAGGCUGGCGGGCAGAGAACUGCGUUUUUACAAAGAGAAGAAGGACAUCCUCAUGUUAGCUGUGGGUCAGCUCAGUGCAGCCAACACCGCCACUCUGCCAUCACACUAAACCAACCGUCCGAUAUGGAAACAUGCCUUCGCACUCCGUAGGAUUCCUGGUAACAGUAUUGAUCACUUCAUAGGUGACUUCUCAGAACGUUUUAGGUUUUGUUUCGUUUCGCGUACCAGGUAAUCAAGCCUUGACUUACAGUAUGCACAUCUUGUCCAUAAAACAAAUACUAGCCGCUAUAGCCCGUUACCUCUUUGUGCCUAGUAAUUACAGGAUAACAGUGCUUUUUUUUUUUCUAGAUGCCUGUAAAAGUGCUCGGCAUUCAAUGUGACUGGGAUUUACAUGUUUUGUUUUCAUUAUUUCAUACUGUACUUACUCAAAGUAGACCUAUGGAGACAAAGCCUUUAUGGAUCAGUGAAUGUACGGGGCAUAAAAUGACCCAUCAGACCAAACGCUAAUGAGGUGUAGCUCGUGUGUUUCUUCUCGGCUUCGGUUUGUUUUGGUUGGUUGUAGUAUUCGGAAUGGGAAGAUGCCAAAAUUGAUGACGCAAGAAGCCUGUGUUUGUUCAUGAAUAAAGCACAGGAACAGAGGUCACCCACUCAGCAAGAUAUGAAUGAAGGGGAUAAAAGAUCCCAGCUAAUAUCACCGGUUUUCUGUAAUGGAUGUGCAACCUGCUCCUACAGGUUUUUUAUGGGAAGCAGCCUCAAAUAAUACUAGACUUCCAGUAAGCACAGAAAUACACUUAUUGACUCAUGUAAUAAUAAUUUGUGGGUAAUUUGCAAAAGAAGAAACAUGUCAGCAGGUAAUUGAUGCUCUGACAGCAGCUCAGGUUUAAAAAAAAGAUCAAAUAUUAAACCACCACUAUGCCGUUUUACUUCAGCUUUUGUUGCAAAGGCGUUUUUUUAAAGCUUCGUCGCUUGCUUGGCAACGAUGACAGUAGCCGAAUGUAUCAUUUUAAUGCGCUAUCGGCAAAAAGGACCUGCAAAGCAACAUGACUUAAAAAAAUUACAAAUCUGCUCUUGUGAUGCAGAUUGUGUUGGUCAGAUAGUAGAGUUCAAACAAAGUGAGUGUUUGUUAUGACUUAAAUGUAGGUCAGGGUCUCAGCAGUUAAAAAAUGGAGGCCAGAGAAUGAGUUGGGCUUUUUUUUUUCUUUUUUUUUGAAAGCUGAACCAUCAGUUUUGAGUCAUUGUAGUCAGAACAGUGCCAGCUUCUGUGGUCUAAGUUUUUUUUUGAGAUACUGGAAGGAGAAAUUGGGUUUUGGCAGCGUUGUAAUGUCUGCAUGCCAAAAAAAUGUAAUAUAACAGGCAUUUAUUACCCUUUUUUACCGUAAAUGUCAUAACUUUAUAUUUGUUCGUCUUUAUAAAAUGCAUUUUUAUACGUUGUAGGGAUAAAGGCGUUUUAACAAGCAGCAUUAAAAUGACCCCACGCAAGUUUUAAUUGAUGUGAUACGGCUCUUUUGGAUGUAAUGAAAGUCAGACAGCAGGAGGACUCGUUCUUGCUGCUGAAUGCUGGAUUGUGAGCAGCAGAACCCGAUUACACGAAAUACAAAGAAAGAACAAAUAAAGAAAAAGUGCAGGAAGUUUCUAUAACUCAUCUCUGGAGUCUUUGUGCCUUUAUGAAAAUGGUAGCUAGCAAUGUUUGAACAGUCAUCUUUACACAUGUAGUUAAUUUCUUACUGUUACAAAGAAUAGUUGAGGGAAAUUUACUGUGAGAAUUUGAUUGACGUUACACGCAGGGCGGUCUGGUUAAUAUGAAGCUUAAUAAAGCCGCCUCACCAUAGAUUAGCAUAAAGACUGAAAAGGGAUGUAAACAAGUUCCCACACUCAGCCCCAAAGGUAACAAAAUCUGACCAAUGUUACGUCAUUGGUCUGAAUCACAGACUGUAUAUAAAAGAUGGACAUAGCUUCUCUGUCUAAUACAGAAGCUUGUGAGCUACCAAGGUAUAGCAAACGUUGAAUGCCUCUUUGCAGAAAUGGAUAAAAGGUGUGGAAUCAACGUGUUCAUGUCGAAAUGUUAGACAGCUCAUGACAAGGAACUGAUCUACCUUCACAGAGCUUUCUGAUAGGUUGAAAUUUAGCUAGCUCUGCCAAACUUGAAAUUUCAAGUUACGGAUGGCGAUUUUUAAAAUUGUUUUUCCAGCAAACAAGCUUCCGUAGUCUGAAAAGUGAAGCCAGUGCAAAAGUGCCUUCAACCUGCAUUCUUUAUAAUUGUCAACUUCUCUGGAAGGACUGACCUCAGUCAAUACUUUCCUUAUGUCAUUGUGGUCCCUUUUAAAAGUCCCUUUUAACACACAGCAUGAUGUCUGUUGGUAUAUUAUGAGCUGGUGUUGACUAUGAUAAAAUACGGUGUGUGCUAGACUGGGACUGUUGUGGAGGGCCGGAUCAAUAAGCUGAACUACUUUCUGCUCAGUAUUCAUUUUUCACUCUUCAUAAGCUUAUUGAUCCGGCCCUCCACAACAGUCCCAGUUUCUCACCACUUGUUUGUUAUGUCUGGUAUCAAAAAAGUCCAGAAUGCCAAAUGCAAGGCUUCCAAACCAGUGGGCGAUGACAUGGUGGCUACGUCCAUCUUUUAAUUACAGUCUGAAGUGGCGUCUGUGCUGGGUAAUACUUCCAGUACCUGCAGAGUGUUUUUAUCAAAUCAUUUCCUCAAUAUGUUACAUGCCGUUAGAUUGUGAAGGAUGUAUUUAAUGUUAUUACCUUUGGUAUAAAUUUAUAAACAUUAUAUACUGGUUUUGUUUUUGUUUUCUUUUUUUGUGCCCACUUUGCAGCAUAUGUGUGUGGCGCAAAUAUAAAAAUGCUGACUUUGCAGUUCUCUUUAAUGAAUAAUGCAAAUUUAAAAUUGACUGAAAAAGUCAACUUUAUAUGUCCUGGUUAAUAUUUUCUCUUUUUCAAAUGUGUAAAUUUCAAAUCAGUAAAUUUUAAACUUGGUACUAAACAGAUUCCCAGGAUUUCAUAUGCAGAAACACUUUCAGUGAUUUUAUCCUUCUUUGACUCAAUUAAGAUUAAUGAGGAAAUGUGAUUAAUGAGGAAAUCUCAAGCAGUGUUUUAAUGAACAGCUUAACAGGAAGGAGGCUGAGGCAGUUUGUUUCAAUUUAGAUGCUCAACAUCUGGGUUGGUUUUUUGGUUUGUUUGUUUUUAUAGCCACAAGCCAUUAAUCUCAAGGCUCCUUCUGUAAAAAAUGCCUUUGAUCUUUCUUUGUUAUCAAUAUUAUUGAAGGUUUUUUGAACCGUAUGUUUGUUUUUUGCUAUUUGUUUCCUAAAAAACAGUUUUGGCUCUGCAUGUUUUUGUUUUGUUUUGUUUUGUUUUUUCAUUUUUUUUUGCUUUGAUGCAUGAUGUGUUGAUUAAGUUCUGGUUUUAUAUGUUUCAUAUUCUAUACAGUAUUGUUUUAUAAGAGUGUUUCUCGAGGUCCUUACUGUUUGUAUUUUCUAUGAACAUUUUGUAUUCCAUGUUUAUACUUUUAGUAGAUUUAUAUGUAUAUGUAAUAAAUUUGCUGUUA